UGGGUGGCGUGUUUGGCCAAAGAUGUGCCUUUGGACACUAAAUCUGAAUCUGUGCAAGCUAAUGCAUUCAGCAGCUUUUUACCAGAGAUCAAGAAAAUAAUUAGAUAAAUAAAAAGCAGAAAAGUGAAUCUCUUAGGUAUUCUAUUCCUUGGACCAUUUUUGGGGUGAAAAAUAUAGCUGGAAAUAUGGUCUCCGUGUAAAACCGCAUCGGCGUGACACGGACUUUUAAGACGUGCAAGAGUGAGGGGGGCAAGGCUGUUUUUCAGGUGUCAGCUGGCGAGAGAGUGAGGGUGUGCGUGUUUCUGUCUGUGUGAGUGUGUGCAAGACUGCGUGUAUUCAGUCACGUGCAUUUCCUCGCUCAGUCGGAGUUUGGUGAGGAGUGUGACCUGAACACAUCCCAGGAACAAUGAGUGAGCUGGAACAGUUGCGGCAGGAGGGCGAUCAGCUACGCAAUCAGAUCCGGGAUGCAAGAAAAGCCUGCAGUGACUCUACUUUGUCACAGAUCACAGCUGGUCUGGACUCAGUGGGCCGGAUACAGAUGCGGACUCGACGCACGCUCAGGGGCCACCUGGCCAAGAUCUAUGCAAUGCACUGGGGGAGUGACUCCAGGCUUCUUGUCAGUGCCUCCCAAGAUGGAAAGCUAAUCAUCUGGGACAGUUACACCACAAAUAAGAUGCAUGCCAUCCCACUUCGCUCUUCCUGGGUGAUGACGUGUGCCUAUGCCCCGUCUGGGAACUAUGUGGCUUGCGGUGGCCUGGACAACAUUUGCUCCAUCUACAGCCUGAAGACCCGCGAGGGCAGUGUGCGUGUUACCCGCGAGUUACCAGGACACACAGGUUAUUUGUCUUGUUGUCGUUUCUUGGAUGACAACCAGAUACUGACAAGCUCUGGAGAUACCACCUGUGCAUUGUGGGACAUAGAGACUGGCCAGCAGGCCACAACCUUCGCUGGUCACACAGGGGAUGUAAUGAGCUUGUCUCUCAGCCCGGACUACAAGACAUUUGUGUCUGGAGCAUGUGAUGCCACCUCCAAGCUGUGGGACGUCCGUGAUGGGAUGUGCAGACAAUCUUUCACUGGUCACGUGUCUGACAUCAAUGCUGUCACAUUUUUCCCCAAUGGGAACGCCUUUGGCACAGGCUCGGAUGAUGCCACCUGUAGGCUUUUUGACCUGCGUGCCGACCAGGAGCUGAUGACGUACAGCCAUGACAACAUCAUCUGCGGCAUCACAUCCGUGGCUUUCUCCAAGAGCGGACGUCUGCUGCUGGCUGGCUACGAUGACUUUAACUGUAACGUCUGGGACACUCUGAAAGGCGAACGGGCAGGCGUCCUGGCGGGCCACGACAACAGGGUGAGCUGCUUAGGCGUGACUGAGGAUGGCAUGGCCGUGGGCACCGGCUCCUGGGACAGUUUCCUGCGGAUUUGGAACUAAACGAAACCUACUCUGGUCUGUCCUCCAUCAGCACUUGUGAACUUUUCCCCAAUUUCCCUCACCCCACGCAACGCAUCAUGACUCAUGCAGGGCUGGAGCUGAAGGAGUAUAUAUACACUGUUUCAGCCUUCUAAACAAUCUUUUUAUCUUUUAUUUCCCCUGCAAAGUAACUUGAAUAUUUGCAUAUUUUCAAGUAGUCCAAUCAAUAACAUCAGAGGGAUAAAUGCUUAAAAAAACAAGAAAACAACUCCCAUUUAUUCCAAAAUUAUGCGUGUCAUUUGUAAAUUUAUAUAUAAAAAGACAGUAUAUAUGUAUAGCAUUAUGUGUGUAUAUAUUUACAUAUAUGCAUACAUAUUGUUUAUAUUUAAGGUUUUUUUGUCUUGUCUUAAUCAUUUGAGGGGUUCUUGUUUUCUUUGUACUUAUUCCCCAUUAUAACACGGCCGAAUGGCUCCAAACGCUUAGCCUGUGCUCAACAUAACAGUGCUCCACAGAGAACAUAAUGUGCAUCCGUGGCCGUCGCACGUGUUCCUGCAAACGUCCAAUAAUGUAUGGAAGAAGAGGAUCUCUGGAUUUGUCAGCAAGGCAUGGAGCUUGCCACACGUGUUAGGAGGAAAGUUGCAAUCUGGUCAAUGGAAAGCUGAGGAGAUGGCCUUGAAGUUUGACAACCAGACUCGAGGACAGGCUUUCCCAAACAUGACUAAAACAAUGAAACCCUAAACAAAGACAAACAUUUAACUCAUUCACUACCAAAGACGCAUUUAUACGUUUUUUGGAACACUCACGUUUGCUACCAAAGACGUAUAGACAAUGUUGUUGAUGAUGUUCAGCUGCUUAUAAAUAACCAAAAAUCGUCGAAACAAACGUUUCUUUUGUUUUGUUUUUUUUAUGGUGAAAGAUGGGACUCUAAUCUUUCUUUUUGUAAACUGUUGUGUUCAUGGAGCCAUAUAUCAUAAUAUUCUGUGGCGCUUGAAAAGUCAAAUGGCCUGUAUGGAAGGGGGAUAUCUUGUGAAAGAUGGUUGGGAGUGAAUGAGAUAAACAAGAUUGAAGUCUCCGGCCAAAGUAACCACUGUUAAGUCAUUAUUGAUAAAUAACAAUUUUCGGACAUUUUAAAUAUAAUUUGCUGAUUUCCUUCAGCGCCCCUGAUGAUCUGUCAUAGCACACUACAUUAGCUAGCAAUCCCAGCCCUUUAACUGUAGUAGAAAACAAUGCAUUGGAAUUGUGAUAUUUAUUCCCACUCUACAAAGACAAUUCACAAGACUGAAACAAGCAUUCUUUCUGACAAUCCUGACACAAACAAAAUGGUACGGUGGGCCGUUUUGAGCUCAGUUUGAGAAAGCCUGCUCCAAGAGAUUUUGGUUUCGCAACUCAACUCCACACAAAUCAGCAACCUCAAUGUCACCCUAGUAAGACUAAAUGUGAACAACUUUGCCAGUGGAACCUAUGGAGUACGCAAAAGUGAUGCGGACCACCAAGAACUGCAAAGACUGUUGUCAGCAGCUUUUUUUUUUUUUUUUUUUUUUUUUCCCUUUCCCAUUU
Messenger RNA from Corythoichthys intestinalis (scribbled pipefish), 2965 nucleotides. RefSeq names its product guanine nucleotide-binding protein subunit beta-4. Lineage: Eukaryota; Metazoa; Chordata; Actinopteri; Syngnathiformes; Syngnathidae. The record is from RefSeq and is a predicted model, not a curated record. The transcript is spliced from 11 exons. Gene Ontology annotation, molecular function: protein binding; signaling receptor complex adaptor activity. Gene Ontology annotation, biological process: G protein-coupled receptor signaling pathway. Gene Ontology annotation, cellular component: cytoplasm; heterotrimeric G-protein complex. The coding region runs from base 407 to 1429 and encodes 340 amino acids.